AUGGAGGAAGAAAGUAAGUUAAUAUUUUAAUUUUACGAAGCAAACCCUUAAAAGAGAGAUGGAGGUGAGAAAUUGAGAAUAUUUAGAUUAAAAGAAAAAUGGAAGAAGCAAAGGCAAUGCAGCAGCAGUUAAUCCAAGAACAACAACGACAACAACAUUUUCUGCUCUUACAGCAAUUGCAAAAGCAACAGCAACAACAGCAAGCAUCCGCAAUUUCUCGCUUCCCUUCCAACAUUGAUGCUCACUUGCGUCCCAUAAGACCCCUCAAUCUUCAACAAAACCCUAACCCUAAUCCCAUUCUCAAUUUACACCACAAUCUACCCAACCCUAAUUCAAACCAGCAGCAGCAACACCAAAAGAUUAUUCGACCCCCUGGUAAUCAGAUGGAGCUCCAGAUGGCUUACCAAGACGCUUGGCGGGUCUGCCAUCCUGAUUUCAAGCGACCCUUUUCUUCUCUCGAAGAUGCCUGCGACAGAUUAUUGCCCUAUCAUGUUGUGGCAGAUUAUGAAGCAGAAGAGGAUGAUAGGAUACUUGAUUCCGAUACAACUGGCCAGAUGCUUUCGAGGUCCCAACAGUGGGAUAAUAAUAUUGCUGCUAAAAUAGCUGAAUUUACCGCAACUUUUGAGAAGCAAACACUUGCCUUCAACAUAAUAUCGCAGAAGAGAACUUUGGGGGAAUUUCGGUCCGAGGAGAGACUGAUGAUUGAACAGGCACUUCUUCAAGAGGAAAAACGGGCUCUGAUCGAAUUAAGAGCUGAAUUAGAAACCAGGGAGAAAGCUGGUCGUGAAGCCCACGAGGCUAAACUACGAAUGGCUGCAAUGUAUCAAGCAGAGCAGCAGGCAAGGGCUGAUUCACAAUCUCAUGCUGAAAUGAUGUCUCGAGCCCCCAUUAGAGGGAGUGCACUUGGUUCCCAAGGCAGUGACGUUGUGAUUGGUGGCCAUGACCUAGGAGAUCAGGAUCACAGUGAGAUGAUGAAUGGAUGGGGAAACAAUGCACAGCGAGAUGAGAAGGAGCCGUCUGAGGAUUUCUUGAAUGACGAAGCUGAGAAUGGUGACACUGGCACGCCCGAUGGCUGGCGUGAGGUUGGUGAAUUUGAUUUAAAUGCUAGGUGAGAUGUUUGAAUAAAACCAUUUGAGAUAGUUUUAAUUAUGUGCAAGGAUAACUCCAUUUCAAAAAAGCUUUUUCCUAUGUAUCUACAAGUUAAUAUUCUUGAGAUUACUACUUUCUCAAAUUUACAGGGGCUGAGAGAAGAUAACUAUUGAACCAGUAUUAGAUUGGAUGAAUAGCAAGUUUGCUCUUAACCUAGUGUUAGCGCACAUGGUUGGAUCAUUAUGUCCAAAUCAGUGUUAUAUAAACUCAAAUAUUCAGCCAAAGUGUACCUCGUUAAUAUUUCUGGGAAACUUGACUUUCAUUUACCGUUUAAUAACGCCAUUUGUAUUGGUAAAAAUACUAUAUGAAUUGUAGAUGGUGCGGAUUUAGUUGUAUGAUUGCCAGGGUAAUAUAGGCUACUAGCUAUUCAAUAUGUUUUGGAUGACAUAUUUCUUUCAGGAAUUUAAUGGGAAUACACCGACGGUGUAAAGCGGUGUUACACCGUCAGUGAAUUGUAACCGUCAGAUUUCAAGUUAUGUUUGACUUUUAUUUUAAUUAUAUAUAAAAUAAUAAUUAUGAA
This is a messenger RNA of Vicia villosa (hairy vetch), 1669 nucleotides long. RefSeq lists its product as uncharacterized. Gene Ontology annotation, biological process: positive regulation of DNA-templated transcription. Gene Ontology annotation, cellular component: SWI/SNF complex. The transcript has 2 exons. The coding region runs from base 99 to 1112 and encodes 337 amino acids. NCBI's taxonomy places the organism in Eukaryota, Viridiplantae, Streptophyta, Magnoliopsida, Fabales, Fabaceae. The record is from RefSeq and is a predicted model, not a curated record.